Messenger RNA from Ochotona curzoniae (black-lipped pika), 495 nucleotides. It is a transcript of the gene ZG16, whose product is annotated as zymogen granule protein 16. The transcript is spliced from 3 exons. The record is from RefSeq and is a predicted model, not a curated record. Lineage: Eukaryota; Metazoa; Chordata; Mammalia; Lagomorpha; Ochotonidae. The coding region runs from base 1 to 495 and encodes 164 amino acids.
AUGCAGACCUUGGUUCUCCUAGCCCUUCUCUGCGCCUCGGCCUCGGCCACUGCCAUCCAGGCCAGGUCUUCAUCCUACAGUGGGGAGUACGGAAGCGGUGGAGGGCAGCGGUUCUCUCACUCGAGCAACCAGCUGGAGGGCCCCAUCACCGCCAUCCGCAUUCGAGUCAACUCUUUCUUCAUCGUGGGUCUCCAGGUGCGCUAUGGCAAGGUGUGGAGUGACUACGUGGGUGGCAAACUGGGGGACCUGGAGGAGAUUGUCCUGCACCCAGGGGAGUCGGUGAUCCAGGUGUCCGGGAAGUACUUCCUCUUCCACGUGACGAAGUUGGUCUUUGUGACAAACAAGGGUCGCUACCUGUCCUUCGGGAAGGACACAGGAGUGAGCUUCAACGCCGCGCCCCUGUAUCCCAACACUGUGCUCCGCUUCGUCAGCGGCCGGGCUGGUUUAUUCCUCAACGCCAUCGGCCUGCACUGGGACAACUACCCCACGUGCUGA